Messenger RNA from Oppiella nova, 642 nucleotides. The record is from the annotation of a GenBank genome assembly. NCBI's taxonomy places the organism in Eukaryota, Metazoa, Arthropoda, Arachnida, Sarcoptiformes, Oppiidae.
AUGAAUUACAGAUCCAUUUGUAUCUUUGUUGUGUGUGUUGUGAGCGCUUUAAUCGGCGUCUCUUUGAGUGAACCCCAGAAUCAAAGCAAAGCCAAGAAUACCAGAAGAAACCCAAAGAAUAGAUCUCCUCUAAGACGCGAUGGAGUGGUUCCCGAUAUCAUUGAUUCCGUGCCAAAGGAUAAGAUUACGGUGAAGUAUUCGUCAGGACUUGAAGUGAAGUUCGGCAAUGAGUUGACACCGACUCAAGUGAAGACCAAACCGGUAGUGGACUGGCCCGCAGAUAACAGCUCCUACUACACACUCGUGAUGACAGAUCCCGACGCUCCCAGUCGUGAAGAUCCCAUUUUUGGUCAAUAUAAGCACUGGUUGGUCAUCAAUAUUCCCGGCAAUGAUGUGGCAAAGGGUCGCACAUUAGCUAAGUAUAAGGGUUCGGGACCACCGCAGGGCACUGGACUUCAUAGAUACAUAUUUUUAGUGUACAAACAGCCAGAGAUUAUUAACUCAACUGAGGCGACAGUGGCCAGUAAUUCACUAACUGGUCGUCCAUUGUUUAAAGUACGCGAAUUCGCGAAGAAAAACAAUUUGGGUGAACCCGCGGCCGUCAACUAUUUUCAGGCUAAGUUUGAUGGCACUCUCGGCUGA